AUGAACUGCAAAUCUAUGACGAUGUCGAAACAACAGCCAUGCCAUUCUAAUCCCACAAAGACUCAUAUACAGAAAAAUAGUCGAAAAGUGCAACGAGGAGGAGCUAGAGGUUUGGGUGGAGGAAAUAGAAUACUGCAAGACAAAGAAACCCAGAGAGAAACUUCAAUAAACGGAAAUGAUGCAAAACCAAUACCAAUACCAAGCAAUUAUCGAUAUGAUGAGCAUUCAAUGGAGGCUAAAGAAUUAUGGAGCUUAGUACCUGUGAAUAGUAAAUAUAGCAAUCGGAUGGGAUCAAUACCAAAUCAAAAAUUCCCAAUCAAUGAGGUAUUUGCCAUAAAGGCAUUGGAGUUUUUUCAAGGUGACGUAUAUAAAGUAGUUGAAUUGAUUUCAGAACUAUCAUCAUCACCAAUUUCUUCAAACAAGCAAUCAAAACAAUUUAAUGAGAAACGACAACCUUUUGAUGUCAAAAUCAAUAAGCCUUCUUCUCCUUCAUCAACAUUAGAGUAUCAAUCAGACAAUGUCAGUUUUAAUUCCGAUGACGAACAACAACUAUUCAAUAAAUAUCUUAAAACAGGGACAGUUGAUUUCCAUGGAUUUACCGUAGUAGAAGCAAUGAAAUUAGUACCAUUAAUCCUUAAUCAUUGGUGGAAUCAAGAAUUAAUUCAUCGUCAAUCAAUUGGUCAAUUACAAAAAUUUGGGAAUUCGGCAUCAUUAGGAUCAGUAUUGAUAAUAACUGGUAGAGGUAUUCAUUCCACUGGUGGGGUUUCUACAAUUAAAGCAUCAGUUAAUCGUUAUUUAAUUAAUAAUAAUUAUAUAUUUAAUCAACCAACUAGUGGUAGUUUUGAAAUUACUGGUAAAAGAAUGAAUAACAAGAAAUAA
Messenger RNA from Candida albicans SC5314, 879 nucleotides. RefSeq lists its product as uncharacterized. Lineage: Eukaryota; Fungi; Ascomycota; Pichiomycetes; Serinales; Debaryomycetaceae. The transcript has a single exon. The record is from RefSeq and is a predicted model, not a curated record. Bases 1 to 879 code for a protein of 292 amino acids.